Thamnophis sirtalis is the source of this 9469-nucleotide messenger RNA. Lineage: Eukaryota; Metazoa; Chordata; Lepidosauria; Squamata; Natricidae. The record is from RefSeq and is a predicted model, not a curated record.
AUGGACAACUCGCUGUGGAUGAUUCACCAUGGACAAUUCGGUGUUGGACAACUGACAAUGGACAACUCACCGUGGACAACUUGCGGUAGCCAACUUGCUGUGGGACAACUCGCCAAAUCCAACUUACAACAGGACAAGAGUUACAGAUUGAUCUGGCGGAGCGUGGAAGCGCAACUGUCCAGGCGUGAAGUUUCUGGGCUCUCAAGGAAUGACAGCAGCACGGUUCCUCAGAAACGAGAUCCUAGUGUCCUCAGCGAUCAGGUAUCUGGACUUCCAUCUUAUAGUUAUUCCUCUACCACAGUAUCUUUAUACAGGGAAAGAAGAUUCCGUAACAUAUUCUGUGAUUCAUCAAAUUUAGGUUUAUUUGCGUGCUUCAAUGGAGGUGAAUGUGUACAUUGGAAAAUGUGCAACUGUAGUCGAUAUAACGCAACUGGAUCAAGAUGUCAGAUAGUACAUAACAUGGGAACAGAACGAGACAACAUUUGUCGAACAUGGGGACAAUAUCAUUAUGAAACUUUUGAUGGACUUUACUAUUUUUUCUCUGGGAAAUCAACAUAUGUUCUUGUCAGGCAGAAUGAAUUAGAUGAACAGAGUUUUUCCAUACAAAUCCAUAAUGAUCCAGAAUGCAGUUCUUUUCCAUAUUCCUGUAAACGAUCAGUUAGUUUAUAUUUUUCUGGAGAAGAAGAAAUCAGAUUAAGUAAUGAAGUUACUUACAAAGGCAUUGGAAUACAAUUACCGUAUACCAUAGGAAAAUUGCAUAUCCAAAAAGUAGCUGGAUAUGUCAUUGUUAGACAUCAGUAUGCAUUCUCUUUAGCUUGGGAUGGAGUAUCUGCUGUUUAUAUUAAGAUGGCUCCAGAUUAUUUGGGUAAAACUCAUGGACUGUGUGGUAAUAACAAUGCCAUUCUGCAGGAUGAACUUUCCACAAGUUAUGGAAAAAAUACAGAAGACAUUGAAGAAUUUGUGGAAAGCUGGAGAGAAAAUCCUCCUCAGGAGAACAUCCGUUCCUGGGGCACAUCAUUUAGCUAUGAACCACCCUGUUUGACUCGAACUGAUGCAUUUUUGCAGAGGACUUACACAUUAUGCAGUGUAUUGCUCUGGUUCCCCUUUAAAGAAUGUCAUGAAUUUGUGAGCCCAUUCCCUUUCAUGGCCAGUUGCACAAAUGAUUUAUGCAUGUCAGGCAUUGAUAAUACCACUUGGUGUCGUGCAUUAACCGAAUACGCAAGGACUUGUGCUCAAGCAGGAAAACCACUCCAUGAAUGGCGGGCUCAUUUUGAGCAAUGUGUUGUUAAAUGCGAGGAGCAUCUUGUCUACAAUGAAUGCAUUGACUGUUGCCCAUUUUCCUGUCGCCAAAAAACUCACUGUGUUGACAGUGAACUUCCCUGUGUUGAUGGAUGCUAUUGCCCAGAUGGCCUUAUUUAUGAAGACAGAUUAUGUGUGAGGCCAAUUGACUGCCCUUGUGAUUACCAUGGAACUCUCCACAGAACUGGUGCAGUUGUUCAAGAGGAAUGCAAUAACUGUACAUGUUCUGGAGGAAAAUGGAUUUGCACUAAUCUUACCUGUCCAGCUCAGUGCUCAGUUUCAGGAGAUAUUCACUUCAUGACAUUUGAUGGGCGCAAGUUUACUUUUCAAGCACCCUGCCAGUAUAUCUUGGCAAAAAGUCGUGUCUCUGACAAAUUUGCUGUGACUCUACAAAAUGCUCCUUGUGGACAGAAUCAUGAUGGAACUUGUAUCCAAUCGAUCAGUCUUAUUUUCAGUCAAGAUUUUAGGAGGCAAGUAACUCUGACCCAUUCAGGAGAUGUUUUGGUACAUGAUCAAUAUAAAGUUAAUCUACCAUAUAUUGAUGAUUCCUUUGAAAUUAGGAAACUUUCCUCUGUAUUUUUACAAAUUAAAUCAUACAUUGGAUUACAAAUACUUUAUGACUGGAAAGGUUUAAGACUCUAUCUUGAAGCUGAUGCUCAAUGGAAAGAUGACACGAUUGGCCUCUGUGGAACUUUCAAUGGAAAUACUCAGGAUGAUUUUUUAUCUCCAGUUGGAGUGCCAGAAACUACACCUCAGCUUUUUGGAAAUUCCUGGAAAACAUCAUCAUCCUGUAGUCCUGGGUAUGACAGUUCAUCAAUAGAUCCUUGUGAUGUUCAUUUACAAGCAGCUGCUUAUGCAACAGAAGCUUGCAGCAUCAUUACCAAAGAACUCUUUGCCCCAUGCUAUACCUAUCUGAGUCCUCUCCCCUAUUUUGAACAGUGUAGAAGAGACACCUGCAAAUGUGGGCAGAUCUGUAUGUGUUCCGCUCUCUCCCAUUAUGCCCACCUGUGCCACAGAUUUGGAGUGGAGAUCGAUUUCCGGAGUAGUGUCCUAGAAUGUGCCCUUUCAUGUGAAGAUACAAAGGAAUACAGUACUUGUGUAUCAACCUGUGGUAGAAGCUGCCGAGCAUUCUCCGUGCCAGAGGCAUGCGAUGGUGACUGUGUCGAAGGCUGCACCUGCCCUUCUGGAAUGUAUCUAAACAUCAAAACUGACAGAUGUGUGCCACAAAAUGAAUGCCCUUGCUAUUUUCAUGGUAUUGAUUAUUCCCCUGGAGAAAAUAUAAUCACGUCUUUUGGAAAGUGUCUUUUUAAGUAUGGUGAUAUGUGCUUCAAGCCAAAUGAAUGCCCAUGUACCUGGAAAGGCAAAGAAUAUUUUCCUGGGGACAAAGUAAUUUCUUCUUGCCAUACCUGCAUCUGCAGUCAUGGCUCAUUUAAAUGCAAUUUCCAUCCAUGCCCAUCAAUGUGUACUACAUAUGGAGAUCGCCAUUAUAGAACCUUUGAUGGCCUGUCUUUUGAUUAUGUUGGAAACUGUAAGGUUUACCUGGUUAAGAGUUCCUCAAUUACUAGUUUCUCAGUCAUCAUAGAAAAUGUGAACUGCUUUAACAUUGGAAUCAUUUGCAGAAAGUAUGUUUCCAUUAAUGUAGGGAAAACGUUCAUAAUAUUUGAUGAUGACACUGGAGAUCCGAGUCAUCUGAGUUACAUAGAUAAACUGCAGCAAGUGUAUAUAUGGAAGGCUGGAUUUUUCACCAUUGUUCAUUUUCCUAAUGAACACAUCACAGUAACGUGGGAUCAAAGAACAACUGUUCAUGUCGAGGCAGGGCCUCAGUGGCAGGGUGAGCUGACUGGAUUAUGUGGAAAUUUUGACUCCAAAACAAUAAAUGAAAUGAGAACUCCAGAAAAUUUUGAGUUAACAAAUUCACAAGAAUUUGGAAGCAGUUGGGCAGUUGUUGAGUGUGUUGACAGCUCUGAUAUUCGGCAUCCCUGCAUUUUAAACCCACUCAGAGAAGCAUUUGCAAAGAAAGAAUGUGGAAUACUGUUAAGUGAAAUAUUUGAGUCAUGCCAUCCAGUGGUUGAUGUCACUUGGUUUUAUUCAAACUGUUUGAUUGACACAUGUGGUUGUAACCAGGGAGGGGAUUGUGAAUGUUUCUGUACAAGUGUUUCAGCCUAUGCUCAUCAGUGUUGUCAACAAGGAGUUACAGUAGACUGGAGAUCUCCUAGACUAUGUCCAUAUGAUUGUGAAUAUAUCAAUAAAGUUCUGGGAAAAGGUCCUUACAAAUUGGUUAGCUACUUGGAUGGAAAAACUAUAAUCGCAGCAAAACUGCAGGAUGGUUCUGUUUUCCCAGCAAGAGAAGAUGACUUAGCUUCGGGGGAUGCUUUAACCUUCAUGCUAACAUCACCGCUGUAUAAGCCCAAAGCACAUGAUCCACACCUGGUUUCACUGGAAGCAGCUGACAGACCAAAUUAUUUUCUUUAUUUAGCUUCUAAUAAUACCCUUGUUCUUUCCAAGUGGGAGAGAAAUGAACGUUUUCAGAACAGGUCAACAUUUGCCAUUCACAAAAACACAUGGUUCUCAGGAUAUAGUUCUUUUGAAUCAUUUGCCGUACCAGGAGUGUUCAUCCACAUUUCAGCUUCCUCUGUGACUGUCAUUAAAUAUCAUCACUCUGAGGCAUUCAGACUCUCUACACUUUUUAAACUUGUAGAUAGCAAAUUUAAGUUUUUAUCCCGCUCAACCUGUGAAUGGCGCUAUGAUGCUUGUUCAAGUCCUUGUUUCAAGACAUGCAGAGAUCCAUUGGCAAAACAUUGUCAGACAGUUCCAAAAGUGGAAGGAUGUGUUCCUAUGUGUCCUUUGAAUUUGGUGCUGGAUGAACUCACUCAAAGAUGUGUUUAUUUUGAAGACUGCAUUGAAUCAACAGCUGAAGUUCAAAUCCUACCAUCCACUUUAAAGACGCACACAGCUUUUGGGGCUCUUCAAUCUUCUGCUGCAGUUCUGAGUAAAGAAAUAGCUUUUUCUGUGACCCCAGCAUCAAAACUUAGAGAAACAACACCUUCAUCCAAACAGCAAUUCAAUUCAACCAUUGAAAAAGCUAAACUUUCAACAUUUUCUUUGCCCAAUAUUACUUUAGCUACAUCAUCGCUUUCAGUUCAAUUAGCUUUUAAUACAAGUGCAUUGCCAGGAUUUCCACAACUUGUAACUGAUUUUAGCCCCACAUCUGUAGUUCCUUCAUCAGCAACUGAUGUAGUUACUUUGGAUACUUUGCAGACAAGCAGUAUGACAAGCUUUUCGAUCCCCUCAGCAUCUACAAUCACUGAAGCAGAAAGUAAAUUAGCAGCUACUUCAACUUCAGUUGUGACUCCAUCAAGUAUUACAGAGGAUAAAUCAUUAGACAUAUCUAGAUUAGUUUCACAAAUAAAAGUGAUAGGUGCUCAGAGUUUCCCUACAGAGGACAUAGAACGAAAACUUCAAAACAUUACAGAAACUCAAACAUCAUCUAUAGAAACAUCAAAAACAGACCAUACUAGUCAGUUUUUUACCAAAGCAACAUUGCCAUCUUUGGAAAUACCUUCCCAUUUGCCAACAUCAAGACAAACAACUCAAACCAAAACUAAGCCAAGAGUAACUGAACCAACUCUAAUAAUUACCAAUGGUACUAAAACUUCAUUUGCUCCUUUAUUUACUAUUUUAAAAACCACAAAACCAGUUCUGGAACCACGUUCUUCAGAAACAUCAAAGACAACUGUUCCUUUAAUCAAAGAACAACUUAAAAGUACUAUUAUUCCAAUAACUCCAGUGCCAACAGAGCUUCCCCACACAUUCUUGACACAUCCAAGUGUUUUAGUUUCUACUAUUAAAAAGGAAAUACCACAAACAACAACAAAUGUUACAUAUCUAACAAGUUCAUAUUUUUCUUUGUACACACCUAUAAUAUCAAAACCUCAAGUUUUUACUUCUAAACUUCCUGGAAAAACGGAUAUAUUUUCUCCUACUACAAUAGUGUCCAAAAAAUAUUUACAAACAGAGCAGUCGCUGUUUCUACAGCCAAACAUGACAAAGCCUGCAACGGCUUUAUCUUAUAAAGUAACACCUUUGUCUACAAUAGUAACCUCUAAAACCUCAACUUCAUCUGAAUCAUCAAUUCCAGUCUCCCAGGAAAUAUCUACAGAACACAAAAUACCUUUGCUCCUGAAAACUACAAAGGCAAGUAUUCCAGAUUUUGUUGGUGUUACAAAAUUGAAAACAGAAUCUGCAUUUAUAGAAGAAGUUGUAGCCACUGUUGUCCCAGCUCCAUUGGUUACUAAAAAGAUAGAAUCAGUUGGAACAACCAGAUAUCCAUUUAUUCAGCAUGCUGUUACUGAUACAGACAAAGCAACAGAAUAUAUUAGUAAAAAAGAGUCAGAAAAAACUACCAGUUUAUAUACAGGAAAACCGUCCACUUCUUACCUUCCAAUGUCCCUUUCUACAGUUAUAACGUCAAAGAUAGACACUGGUCCUUCAUCACCUGAAAUUCAGGUUCCUGUGACUGCUGCUAUUCAUCCAACUACUUCAAAGACCACCUUCAGGACGGUAUCACCAAGCACAAUAGCUUUAAGGUCAACUCCAGAAUUAACAGUAAAAGAAUCUAGGGUUACUUUAUUUCCAUUUACUGAACUUAGCAGCAGGUCACCUACUGAAGUGACGUCAAUCAAAGAAAUAUCAACCUUGCUUUCUUCAGCUACAACAUUUCCUCCCAUAAUCUCUCUAGUGAACAAAACAUCUUCUUUGUUUACUUCAACACAAAAGAUAACUGUUGUACCAACUACUGCAAAACCGUCAGUUGAGACAACAAAAUCAUCUGUAACUUCCAAGAUUGCCACUUCCUUUGUCCGUACAUCUCCAACGGAAAGCAUUUCUACCCAUGUAAAAGACAAAUCUGUUCCUCCAUAUCUUAUAACACAAACAAGAGGGAAGCAUGAUUCUUUACUAGCUUCUAAAGUUUAUUUAACUACAAAAGGAACUUCUAUGGCAUAUCAGUUUCCAGUUGAACAGACAAGUAUUUAUCCCCAAAGUACUUUAAGUACAACAGAGUCAGUCAAAGUAGCAGUGCCGUCUGUCUUCCAAAGUACUUCACAUCCAUUUGUUACUACUUCAGUUGCUCCACUCACUUCUUUAUUUUCACCCCAAAUCCCACUUGUAACUGAUAAAGAAGCAACCCAACAAAUAAUAGAGUCCUUUCCUACUGAGAAAUCCAAGACCCUUUUCCCCACCACAAAGCAAGCAUUAACUUCUUCUCAGUCAUCUACAGAAUCCAGCACUUUGUUUCAUGUGUCAAAAUCAACUUCACCAUCACUAUUUAUAUUGGAAGCACCAGAAACUUCAAUUGUGAGUCAAACAGAUUCACAAGAAAGAGUCUUAGCAACACCCGUAUCAACAGCUUUCACAUCUGUAAAGACCAGUGCUACAGAGAAGAUGAUAACUUUAUCUAAACCAAUGCUACUUUCCACUAUUUCUUCUAGUUCAGCACCUAUAGGACUAAGUGGACUCACAACCAAGAGUGUCACAAAAUCAUUAGAAAAAACAGCAGGGACAAAAGAAUCUAUCACAUCUUUAUUUCCAGUACCUUCUGAUAUUUCAGAAACAAAGAGUAUACCUUCCAAAAUACUAGAAGCUGAUGGAGAAAUAUUGGCUACAAAGCUUACUCCAUCACCUUCAAUGAGCAAACAUUCACCAACAUUCUCUGCUCCACUUAGUUCCACUAAUGAAACUGCAAUAUCCAAAUCCCCAUUUGUGAAGGAGGCAACAAUAGCAUCAGCAAGCUCUUUGCCAAUAUUACCAAUUCAUCCAAAUGCUACAACAGCUACAGCAGCUUCUACCUAUUUAUCAACCAAACCAGUAUAUGAUUCUGGCACAGUAUACGCUGAAAAUUUUACCACUGCUGAAACUAUAUCAGGUACUUCAGCAUCAGUUUUCAUACCAUCUGGAGAGGUAGCAACUCAGCCAACGUGUAUACCUGUCACAGAAAAUGACUGCAUAAAACAUAUUUGCUUAGAUGGACAAUUAAUCCAAGUUAACCAAUCACAGUACUGCCCAUACAGUGCAACACAACCCAGCUGUGGAUUUCUUGGACUUGCUGUUCAGAUUAAUGGCGACAAAUGCUGCCCCAAAUGGGAAUGUGCAUGUCGAUGCACUUUUUUCUCUGAUCUGAGCUUCAUCACCUUUGAUGGAUAUCAUGUGGCUUUAUUUAAAGAAGCAUCUUAUAUAAUCAGCCAAACACAAGAUGAAACUAUAAGCAUUCAUGUUGUUGACAACAGAAAUACCAAUAUGGGGAUCUUAACCUAUUCUAAGCUAUGUCUGGCAAUGCUGAAUUUAACAUAUCUGUCUAACCAGAUUAUCAUUGACCGUUUAAGUAGAAAGAUAGUGGUCAAUUCAAAAUAUGCUUGGCCUACUGUUAAAAAAUAUGGUUUUAAAAUUGAGGACACUGGCUUUAUGUACCUUAUUAAAACCCCAACAAAUACUAAAAUUCAGUGGUUUCAUAAUACUGGGAUGAUGAUAAUUGAACAUAAUGCAACCAGUGAUCAAAAAACAAUGGGAUUGUGUGGUUUCUGUGAUGGAAUUUCAACAAAUGACCUCAUGUUACCUAAUAAUACCAUUGUAAGAAGUGCAGCUGCUUCAGUUAUCUUCACAGAUAGCUGGUUGGUGCCAGAUACAUUGAAGUAUAUUGGAGAACCAAGAACCCAUGAAGCUAACUGUUCAGCCAUGAAUUGUUCAUUUUGCUUAAAUAUGUUGUUGAGCCAAACAUUCAGCAGCUGCCAUCCUUAUGUUUCUCCAGCUUCUUUUUGUGAUUUGUGGAUCCAAGACUCUGAAUAUAUUCAGGAUCCAUGUUUAGCACUAUCUGCUUAUGUCGCCAUGUGUAAUAAAUUUAAUAUCUGCAUAGAAUGGAGGAAUUCUAGUUAUUGUUCCUUUCCUUGUCCAGAAGGUUUCACUUAUAAGGCUUGUAUACAUCCAUGCCUCACCCCAAGCACUUGUCAGAAUACAGAAUCAACCAUAGAAGAUUCAGACUCUUGCUUGGUGCUCACUGAGGGCUGCACCUGUGCAGAAGGAACCAUCCUUCAUCGAAUUCAUUCAGCUCUCUGCAUCCCGGAAGAGAAAUGUGUGCUGAUGUCUCUUUUUCUUCUUUCCUUCUACCUUUCCCAGUAUUACAGACUUUUACAGAGAACUAGGUCUUCAUGUAAUGCAGGGAUGUCAAACUUGCGGCCCGCAAGCCAGAUGCGUUACGCACUGGCCACACCCACUCCCGGUUUAGUGAAGGGGCAUCAAGUAUAUGAACGACCAAAGGAUCUAACAACUUGCUGUGGAAAAUGCAAGAAUGUGUCUUGUGUUUACACAUUCACCAAUGGAACAAUUUCAUACUUUAAGCCUGGUUCAAGUUGGAACUUAAACUGUCUCAAAUAUGAUUGCAUAAAUACACCAGUUGGAUCAGUUCUAAUUACAUCACCCAUCAGCUGUCCACCUUUUAAUGAAACAGAAUGUGUGAAGAUUGGAGGAUACAUUGUCCCAUUCCUUGAAGGAUGUUGCAAGACAUGUAAAGAAGAUGGAAAAUUCUGUAAAAAAGUGACUGUUAGGAUGACAAUACGCAAGAACGAUUGUCGAAGUAAUACACCGGUAAACAUUGUUUCCUGUGAUGGAAAAUGUCCUUCUGCAAGCAUCUAUAAUUAUAACAUUAAUACAUAUGCAAGAUUCUGCAAAUGUUGCAGAGAACUGGGACUACAUAGGAGAACUGUACAGUUAUAUUGCAGUGGGAACUCAACCUGGGUCAGCUAUACAAUUCAGGAACCCACAGACUGUUCUUGCCAAUGGUCAUGAAGCAAUGCUAAAAGAGGUCUGUUUCUUAAACAGCUUUGGAGGCAAUUAAUUUUAUUCCCAGAAUAAAUUCAGAAUGUUAACAGUUUAUCAAUAAUGCAGCUAUCUAUAAUUAUAACAAUUACUUUUAAAGAUGACUAUAUGUCAUUACAUUUUUAUUGUUUAGAAAUGAGCCCAGAGUAUUCAAAUUGUCAAUAGAAAGAGGUUCUGUUUUUUUUAAUAUACUUUUCUUUUGUAGAGAUUAUUUAAUCAGAAUAUUCAUGAAUUGGAAGUCCAGUGAAAGCUUUUAUCCAUGCAGCCAGCUUUAAUUUAAUAUUCUAUUGCACGGUUCACCGAC